Solea senegalensis (Senegalese sole) is the source of this 925-nucleotide messenger RNA. RefSeq lists its product as uncharacterized. NCBI's taxonomy places the organism in Eukaryota, Metazoa, Chordata, Actinopteri, Pleuronectiformes, Soleidae. The record is from RefSeq and is a predicted model, not a curated record. The coding region runs from base 110 to 925 and encodes 271 amino acids. The transcript is spliced from 2 exons.
CAAAACACCAGCCAGCGCUUCAGCAGCUGACUGAGUACAGGCUCAGGUAACUGAACACCUGACUCACUCGUCGACUCACCAUGCAGCCUGACAUUCACCUGCAGCAGUGAUGCCCGCCUUCAGGCCUCCUGCUCCUCUCCUCUGCGUGCUGCUGUGUGUGUCUCUGGCUCUGCAGCGCUCUGACCUGCGCCUGGCUUAUGUGACCCACAACAGCUUCUUCUACUACUCCUGCAGCCAGGACCCGCAGCCGUGCAGCGUCGCAUCACUGACAGACUGCAGAUGCAAGGACAUCCAGCUCUCCACGCUGCACCACCCUCAGUCGCACUCGUCCCCCGUGUUCCGCAUGAGACGUCUCACUGUUUGGUUCACGUCGCCGUCGAACACGGCUCGUCUGCUCAACAACUCGGAGGUGAGGCACCUCACACUGAUCCACUGUGGCGCAGGGGGAUCCAGAGGGACGGCCUCCUCUUCCCUGCAGGGACAUUUUGCUGUGCAGCACCUGGAGAGGCUGACAGUGGUAAACAUGCCUCAGAGAGUGCCUCACCACUGUCCAGAUGCAAACAGAGCCAAGAGUACAGACACAAACAGUGACACAGACACAGAUAACGGUGCUCAACUGGGCACAAAUAGCUACAACAGGGACAGAGACCCAUACCUGGACCUGAUUACAGACAUGAAGAGAGAUUCCUUGGAUUUUCCAUCGACCCACAUCCAAGACAUCUUCCUGGGCCGGGAGCUGGGUGCGGCCUAUCACGAACAGGCCAGACUGGGCAUCAUCCACAGCUCCGUGCUGGAGUGGGGAGCCACAGUGAAAGCCUACACAGUCCAGACACACAUAGACACGGAUGGUUUGCUGCCAUUUCCUGACCUCUACCUGCCAAAAUUACCAGCAACGCCUGUCAUAUAUGUGAGCUUUGUGUACUAA